This is a messenger RNA of Mesocestoides corti, 390 nucleotides long. The record is from the annotation of a GenBank genome assembly. Lineage: Eukaryota; Metazoa; Platyhelminthes; Cestoda; Cyclophyllidea; Mesocestoididae.
AUGUACCAUCAACUCUUUUGGGCGUCCGCUGAUGAAGACUUCAGUUCAACAAAUCCAACAUGCGAGGAAAGCGAUCCGACGGAGUGGCAGACUAAUUGUCCAAGUGCUCGUCAUGGCUGUGCGUUAACAGGGUCCACUCCAACUGAACAGCACGGUGUUGAUACAUUUCUGCUGCACGAGUUUUCUCUAAGUUGGACCAAAGGGAGGGGGGGCGGUGGAAAGCUCGAUACGCCACCUUCCACGGCUUCUUCUGAUGCCUCCAGUAAGGUGCUGCCUGGCUGGAGUGGCGGCCUCGUGCCGCCGCUACGAAGUUGCAACUUUAGAGCCGGUCAAUACGAAGUUCUCUUCCCAGGGGACAUUGGUGUUCAAGCAGGAGUCGGUCGUCAAUAG